AUGGCGGACAGGGAGGCCCCACCUGGGUCCGGAAUCGGGGCGAAGCGGAGAUGCAGGGACGCCGGCGCCGCGGCGGGCCUACCCGACCCGGCCGCAGCCGCUGGCGGCGGCAACAGGCUCCUGGCCGGGUACCUCGCGCACGAAUUCCUUGCGCGUGGCACGGUCCUGGGUGAAAGGCGCGCGCCCGGCGGGCAAGACACGGGCUCGGAGGCGAGUCAGGGCCGGGGGCAGGCCGCGCGGUACGAGGCCGUGGCAGCGCUGGUGCAGGUCGGCGGCGCCUACGUUCCCGGGGUGGUGAACCCCGCGCAGCUCGCCGCGCCGCGGGGAAGGCGCACAUGUGUGUAA
This is a messenger RNA of Triticum turgidum subsp. durum (durum wheat), 345 nucleotides long. Lineage: Eukaryota; Viridiplantae; Streptophyta; Magnoliopsida; Poales; Poaceae. The record is from the annotation of a GenBank genome assembly.